CCUUCGGUUUCUUCUUAGAUAUUUGAUUAGUGAGUUUACAGACAUAAACAUGACUGACAGCGAGAACUUCAAAUCAAAAAUAACAAUUUAUGUCAUUGUGUGUUGGCUUCUUGCAGCCUCUGGCGGCCUCAUGUUCGGCUACGACAUUGGAAUUUCAGGUGGAGUGACGGCCAUGGAUGACUUCUUGAUUGAGUUUUUUCCAGCAAUCUAUGAAAGAAAGCUGCAUGCAAAGGAAAACAAUUACUGCAAAUAUGACAAUCAAAUUCUCCAGCUUUUUACUUCUUCAUUAUACCUUGCUGCUUUAUUUGCAAGCUUUCUCGCAUCAAAAGUGUGCAACAAAUUCGGCCGGAAACCCACCAUUCUAGUUGCCUCUUUCUUCUUUCUCGCCGGAGCUGCUAUAAGUGCCGCCGCUCAACGCCUCUGGAUGCUCAUUGUUGGCCGGAUUCUUCUUGGCAUGGGCGUCGGUUUUGGCAAUGAGGCCGUUCCUCUAUUUUUGUCAGAGAUAGCCCCUGUAAAGUACCGUGGAGCUGUGAAUAUUCUCUUCCAGCUUCUUGUAACUGUAGGGAUAUUAAUUGCAAACAUUGUAAAUUAUUUAACCUCAAAGGUGCAUCCAUUCGGGUGGAGAAUAUCUCUGGGGCUCGCCGGUGUACCCGCCUGUAUUCUGUUUUUGGGCUCCAUUGUUAUCACUGAGACACCAACUAGCCUAAUCGAGCGAGGAAAAGAUGUAGCAGGCAAAAAUAUACUCAAAAAGAUACGAGGUGUUGAAGAUGUUGAAGCUGAAUAUGAGCAAAUUAAAAUGGCCAGUGAUCUAGCUAGUCAAGUGAAGCAUCCUUUUAAAGAACUCAUGAAGCUGCAUAGCAUGCCGCAGCUAAUUAUUGCUAUAAUGCUGCAAGUUUUCCAGCAAUUUACAGGAAUUAAUGCUAUUAUGUUUUAUGCGCCUGUUUUGUUUCAAACUGUGGGAUUCAAGAACGAUGCUUCCUUGUUGUCUGCUGUUAUCACUGGAAUUGUAAAUGUGCUUAGCACCCUCGUUUCGAUCGUCCUUGUUGAUAAAGCCGGCAGGAGAAAAUUGCUUCUCCAAGCCUGUGUACAGAUGUUCAUCAGCCAAGUUGUAAUUGGGGCGAUUCUGCAGUCUCAGUUGCAAACUACAGGUUCACUUUCAAAAGGGUCUGCGAUUGUGGUGGUGCUAUUUGUGUGUCUGUUUGUGAUGGCUUUUGCUUGGUCAUGGGGUCCCCUUGGUUGGCUGAUACCCAGUGAAAUUUUCCCUCUGCAAACCAGAACUGCAGGGUUCGCAUUUGCCGUCAGCUCAAACAUGCUCUUCACUUUCCUUAUCGCUCAAGCAUUCUUAUCAAUGUUGUGUCAUAUGCGUGCUGGCAUUUUCUUCUUCUUCGCCGCUUGGAUUUUAAUCAUGGGGCUUUUCGCACUCUUUCUGUUGCCAGAGACUAAAAAUGUUCCAAUCGAUGUCAUGGUUGAGAGGGUCUGGAAACAGCACGGAAUCUGGAAAAGGUUCAUGGUUGAUGCUAAUGAAGGAAGCAGAUAUUCUGAGCAUAACAUUGCUUGAUGCUAAUCAAUGAAGAAAAACCCUGGAGCAAAGAAUCUAGAGACCGUAUUGUAAUUCGGAGAGGAAAAUGAUUCAGGGAUUUCAUAAUUAUAUAAGAUAAUUGUUAGGAUGAAUAUUUAUCUUGGCUGGACAUGGCUUGUCAUAUAUAAGAGUAAUUUUAUAUAUAUAUAAAAGAUUCUACAAAUGAUAUUAUUCUA
Molecule: messenger RNA, 1755 nt
Organism: Mangifera indica (mango)
Lineage: Eukaryota; Viridiplantae; Streptophyta; Magnoliopsida; Sapindales; Anacardiaceae
Product: sugar transport protein 8
Exons: 4
Coding region: 50-1558 (502 amino acids)
Biological process (GO): monosaccharide transmembrane transport
Cellular component (GO): membrane
Molecular function (GO): monosaccharide transmembrane transporter activity
Source: RefSeq, a predicted model, not a curated record